Messenger RNA from Exophiala bonariae, 1527 nucleotides. RefSeq lists its product as uncharacterized. The record is from RefSeq and is a predicted model, not a curated record. Gene Ontology annotation, molecular function: DNA ligase (ATP) activity; ATP binding; DNA binding. Gene Ontology annotation, biological process: nucleotide-excision repair, DNA gap filling; DNA recombination; double-strand break repair via nonhomologous end joining. Bases 1 to 1527 code for a protein of 508 amino acids. The transcript has a single exon. Lineage: Eukaryota; Fungi; Ascomycota; Eurotiomycetes; Chaetothyriales; Herpotrichiellaceae. Gene Ontology annotation, cellular component: DNA ligase IV complex.
AUGAUUGCUCUGCAACCUUUUCAAAAAGCUCGGAUCCUCAAACACUGCCGUCAACUCGCCGGCAACAAUGAGAUCAGUGUGGAGCGAAAAUAUGACGGCGAAUACUGUCAGAUCCAUGUAUGGAUAGAGGGUGGUGAGUUUCAUAUCACCAUUUUUUCCAAGAGCGGACGAGAUUCCAGCAAAGAUCGAAAAGACCUCCAUGCCACAAUUCGGCAGUGUUUAGCCAUUGGUACGACAGGUUGCAAACUCAAGCGACAAUGCGUCCUCACUGGAGAAUUAUUGGUGUGGAAUGAUCGCACGCGUUGUAUCAUGCCGUUCCACAAGAUCCGUCGCUAUGUUUCCCGGGAAGGGCGCCAACUGGGAUGUGGUCGAGACUCACCUCCUUGCGAGGAUGAGCACCUGAUGAUCAUGUUCUACGAUCUUCUCAUCCUUGACGACAUUGUGUGUCUUCAUGAGCCACACAAUGUCCGACGUCGGAGGCUCUGGGCCACAAUUCAUCGGAUCCCUGGCCGAGCCGACAUCGGUCACCGGGUAAAAAUCGAUUUGAGAAAGGUCGACGGUGCGACUCGUCUUGGGGAGGAAAUGGCGUCCGCCAUUGCCCGAGGCUGGGAAGGCCUGGUCAUUAAAGAUUGCGAAGCUCCAUACUUCGCAGUUCACGGCGAUGUGCCGCAAAUCAAGCUGAAGAAGGAUUACAUUCCGGGGUUAGGCGAUUCAGCCGAUUUGGUGAUUGUAGGUGGCCGUUACGACACAAAAGAAUUCUGGGCGCAGAACGAAAAGGGUAUCUGGUGGACAACUUUCUACCUGGCCUGCUUGAGCAACAAGGAGGCGAUGUUGCGUUCAGAGGCUAAACCGGUCUUUCAGAUAGUGACCAGUGUUACUCGACCUUGCCUGUCGAUGGCCGAUGUUCGGUAUCUGAAUCGCUACGGUGUAUUCCACCAAGUCCCUUUCGCGGAGUCAAUCAGCCAAAUGGAGGUUCAAAUUGAUUUCGUGGCCCCUAGUCGACCAAGUGAGCUUUUUGUAGAACCGGCGGUCGUCGAAGUCGUGGGGGCCGGGUUUGAUCGUCCGGCGGACCAACGCUUCUUGACAUUACGCUUCCCUCGGAUCGUCAAGAUACAUCAGGAUCGGACGUUCAGUGAUUCUCUCGAUUUUACGGAGUAUCAGCAAUUAGCUCAAGAGAGCAUGGCGUUGGCUGCGGAAGUGAAUGACAUUGAUGGACAAAGACAGACAUCUCAUGCAUCCUCACCGCUCCAACGCGUAGAAUCUGCACGCUCAACUUCAACUCCAAGUAUAGAAUCAGGAAUGGAAAGAGAGGUUGAUGAUGGAAACGAGAUCAGCCAGGACGAUAACUCGGAUGAAGAACCUCUCUCAGUAUUGAGUGAACGACCUCAAGUGGCAAAGCGGCGAAGAUCACCAGAAGACUCUCCCACUUUUGCUGCCACUUGCAAGAAGACAAAAAAGUUAUGGACAUCAAAGAGUGAAAGGUUACAGGGUACGGCAAGAGGAAUGACAAACCCAGUGACCGUUUGA